Molecule: messenger RNA, 4074 nt
Organism: Gigantopelta aegis
Lineage: Eukaryota; Metazoa; Mollusca; Gastropoda; Neomphalida; Peltospiridae
Product: leucine-rich repeat-containing protein 49-like
Exons: 20
Coding region: 500-2773 (757 amino acids)
Molecular function (GO): protein binding
Source: RefSeq, a predicted model, not a curated record
CAUGGUGGACAAAACAUUUUUGGUUGGAAUGUUUGGUUUUACAAAACACAAAUGUAGCCUGAUUCACAGCCAUAACAUGCAGCAUCUCAGAUAGAUUCAGUCUACUUAUACUGUUAUAAAUAAAUGACACGCCAUAAAUUAUGUGUCAAAUGACAGACAAGUGAAAGAUAAAUUUUAAUUUUGAACUUGAAGAGAUAUUUUAUGAGCAGACUUCAGACUGUCACUAUUAUACUAUUAUUUCACUCUGAGUGUCUGUUUGUGGGUGCUAGUUAUGUACACCUACAAUAAGCCAAGAAAUCGCCAACAAUUUGUCAGAGAGGGCUGAUCUUGUCAUACUGUGACAGCUGCUGUGUGUCUCAUUGCACCAUCAACUCUUUCAUUACAACUAGCUCCUCCUAACUCUGCUUCCACUAACACAAAGGAGAAACCUUUUCAGCUGACUGCAGCGGUGAGUGACAACAACACUGUAGUGUUCCGUCAGACUCAUUCCACGGACAGCAUGAGGCGCUUCAACCAACCCCAUGACUUCAACAUCAACAACCUGGCAGAUAUGCGAUCAAAACAAAAAGUUCCCAUUCAUUACCGUAGCAACAAGAAGUUGAUUUCACCAUCGGCCGUCACUGGACAUGACCAUGGAGCUGAAGAUGAGGAUGAGGAUCCUUCAGGGCUAAGACAUCCCCACAGUGCAAACUACCCCCCAAAACAGGCCCUCAAGACGGCUCCCUUCUUACCAGGAGACAAGGUGAUAUUUGCUGAGAGUCCGUCGGCGCCAGGAGUUCCUGUUGUGUAUCGGACUCCAGAAGAACGAGCAGCCAAUCCUGACAGACUUAACCUAGACAGGCGGAAGCUGCACGUGUGUCCGAUCCUGGAGGGCGAGGAACAGCUGCGGCUGCUGAACUACCAGCACAACCAGAUCUCACGCAUCCAGUACCUGGGCACACUCAAACGCCUCAUCUUCCUCGACCUCUACGACAACAACAUCGACGAGAUCAAUGGACUGAGUGCACUCCGGUCUCUCCGCGUCCUCAUGCUCGGCAAAAACAGAAUAAAGAAGAUCGAAAAUCUGGAUAGUUUAAGUAAACUGGAUGUACUUGACCUUCAUGGAAACCAGAUCAGUGUGAUAGAGAAUCUGAACCACCUGAUGGAGCUGCGUGUGUUGAAUCUGGCUGGUAACAACAUCCGCGAAGUCGACAACCUCACCGGCAUGGACGCACUCGCCGAACUCAACCUGCGGCGCAAUCGAAUACGAGUCGUCAUGGAUAUUGAUUCAUUACCAAAUCUUCAGAGGCUGUUCCUCAGUUUCAAUGAAAUUUCAAGUUACGAGGACAUCUCGUGUCUGGGUGAGACCCACAGCCUGUCUGAGAUCUCGCUGGAUGGGAACCCCAUCAGUCAGGACCAGUACUACAAACAGGUCAUCCUCCGCCACAUGCAGCAGCUCAAACAGCUCGACAUGAAGAGAGUCACUGAAGAAGAAAGACGAGUUGCCCUUGUGAUGGGACGAAAGAGUGAGGAGAGGAAGAGAGAACUCAACAAGCAGGCCAUCAUGAAAGAGAAGAGGAGAAUUGCCAUCAACAAUGCUAAACGUCAGUGGGAGACGAUGCAGGGACCUCUGCUACAGAAGACGAGCAAGCUGGUGCCCAUGUCGAGUGUUCACGGAGACCUGUAUGCCAGGCACCUAGGCACUGUGUCCAACACCACAGAGUACCUGGUGCCCAGCUCUCACUACAGAGACUGUGACGGAGAAGACACUGACUCACAGGCCAGUGAAAAACGAGGUGGAAGUCGACCGUGUAGUGCCAAGAGUAGCUCCACGACGGAGUUAUCUAUCGACAGUCAGCGGGAACGAUCGCGCUCCAGCAAUCGCCGUGUAGACACCACGCGCAACACGAACCAGCACAAGGAAAUCUUACUGUUUGGUCAGUCGGACAACCAAGGUGGAGGUGAACUGAGCGAUGUGGCUCACCUGGAUGGCGAUACACUCAGUCUGUACGGUCCACCGUCUCUGAGUGCCCUCGACAAAAACUGGGGGAUCCAGGCGGCCGGGGCCAUCACGGUGAUCAACUUCAAGUUUAUUGACUUCGACAACAUCGUCAAGCAGCUCCCCAAACUACGCACAAGAUAUCCAAGUGUGCAGACACUGAUCUUCAGCUCGACAAACAUCUGGAGUCUGCAGCAGAUCAACGCUCUGGCCAGCAUCCGACGUCUGGACAAUCUGACCAUCGACCUGGAUGGGAAUCCAGUCACCAAGUUCACACUGUGGCGCAUGUACACGAUAUUCCGUCUGGCACACUUUGCCCUUAAGAAGAUCAACGGCAUUGAGGUGUCUCCCACCGAUAUUGUGAAUGCAGAGAAACUGUUUGGACCGCUGUCUUUCAUCGUCGGCUUCAAGUUGCCGCAGUCACAUGUGAAACCCAUCCUGGACGUCAGAAAGAAAACUUCAUCGUGCUCAAAUGAGGAAAAGCCACGCAAAGCUUUGGAAACAAAACAAGGGGAGAGAAUUCAGCUAGAACUGGAGGGAAGAGCUCGUCUGACAUAUCAGCCGGUAACUGGAGACCAGGCUGUGAAACCUCAGGAUCAUGAUGCAAAGAGAGAAUUUCCUCGCAGCUAUGUCAAUGAAUUGACCAGGGAGGCUGUGUUUUCUGAUCGCAAACGUGCAGAACUACAAAAAAUUUGGCCACAGUUGUUUUUCGAAAUGGUUCAGUCGGCCAUUAUGGACAUGUCCGAUAUGAACGCCUAUAAGAAACGGUGCAUGGAGGAUUUAGAACGGACGUAGCAGCAUCAGUUUGAGAGUAUCUUGUCCUGUUCUUAUAAAACUGUUUAAAGUCUAGACCAAAGGCCUCAUUAAAGGCUUGGUAAUACAAGAAAUAUAUAUAGUUAGAAGUAUGGAGAUUUUAUUGAAGUCUCGAGUCCAGACUAGAUCUCAUCAGAAUCACAUUUUGCUUUUGAAUGAAUGUUAUAGUAAUCCAAUGCCAUGUUGAAUCAUGCUGGGUUUUUGUGUACCAAAAUGAUUGCAUCAUUGUUGAUUGAACACCAAAAGGGUACAUUAUAAUGCAGUUAUAUCAUAGGGGCUCAACAGCAUAUGGUUCACAGCUUUCAAGACAGGAUAUCUUGUUCAAGCUAAUGUUGAACAUACUCAAUAUUUGGAGUCCAGUUGUGUUGGUAAAACUGUCUGGAUCAUUUCUUCGUUGGUGCCUCAAGGCUUGUCAAACAACAGGGUAUAAUACAGUGUUCAGGAUUCUGCCUCCUAGUAGACAUUCUUCAGAGGUGGAAAUAACACACUGUUUACUGUAGUAUUAUAAUUAGCAAUUGGCAGUAUGAUCAGGAGCACAGUACUGGACAGAAAUAUUGAGUGUCGGUCUGAUCCGGCCUGCAUUGACCAGUGUGGACAUAAACCAGUUUUACGAUAUAAUACAGUGGGUUGAUGCAAAAUGCUCCUGCUAAACAAGACUAAUGAAUUUGUGUUUCACUUAUUGGAAGAUUACUGGACUCUGGUACAAGAGGAUCGCUGGUUCGAAUCUUCAAAGUGGAAACAAGUUGUAACCAAAGUUACAGUAUAUUCAAAAACCACAAAAGUGCAACAAAUAAAAAGAAAGCUUAAUAUCUCAUUGUGCACGUUUCUGGAAUUAAUCUCAAUCAUCAGUAGCAAUCAUCAGAGAAGUGUUGUGUAGAUACUGUAGAAUAUUAUUCUUGUACACUUGUUAGAGAUCUUGUUUUAGGUUGUACACUGUGUGAAAAACUUCAUAAAACUGUGAAUCGGUGAUCUUGUAGUACGCAAUAAUAAGGAAAGACUAACUUCGAUGUUCUAAAUGGCAGCAUAUCAUCAUUAGGAUUGCAUACAUUAACAUUUCAGAAACCAGUUUGUGGACUACAUGUACCUCAGUCACUAAUCAUGUGGCAGUGUGGAAACUAUGUGUAUAUGAGAUGUAAUAAAUGACUUCAUCAUCAUCUUUCCACUAUAAGGCAACAUUACAGAAAUCUGUUACUUUUACCGUUUGAAACUGUGAUCAUUUGUAAGUUUAUACACAAAAAUGUGGAAAACUACAUAAAGACUAAUAAAUGAUGGUAUAAUUGCUA